This is a messenger RNA of Musca vetustissima, 3661 nucleotides long. Its product is annotated as BOS complex subunit NOMO3. The transcript has 7 exons. Gene Ontology annotation, cellular component: endoplasmic reticulum membrane. The record is from RefSeq and is a predicted model, not a curated record. Gene Ontology annotation, molecular function: carbohydrate binding. NCBI's taxonomy places the organism in Eukaryota, Metazoa, Arthropoda, Insecta, Diptera, Muscidae. The coding region runs from base 53 to 3634 and encodes 1193 amino acids.
UCUGGUAUCAUUAUCCGGUUAAUUUUUUUCACUAGCUAAGCUGGCAGCAGAGAUGAGGGUCGUCCGGAGUAUUUUUGUGGUUUUAUUAAUUAAAAUUUUCAUCUUGGUUGACUUUGUUCAACCAAAUGAAGUAAUCGGAUGUGGUGGCUUCAUCAAAAGUCAAAAGGACAUCGACUUCUCCAAAGUCGAAAUCAAAUUAUUAACAAAGACCGGAGCUUUAAAAGAUAAAACCGAUUGUUCACCCUCGAAUGGUUAUUACUUUCUGCCCAUAUACGACAAGGGAGAAUAUCUGCUGAAAAUUUCACCGCCACCCGGUUGGAGUUUUGAGCCGGAAGAAGUUAAACUGAAUUUUGAUGGUCAGACUGAUGUUUGCAGUUUGGGCAAAGAUGUUAAUUUUGUUUUCAAGGGCUUUGGCAUAACUGGCAAAGUAGCUCUGGGUUCGGCAGGCGCCAAAGAUGUCAAGGUGGAAUUGAAAUCGGAAGAUGGAAAAGAUACACGUCACACAGUUACUGAUGCCAAGGGUGUCUUCUCAUUCACCCCGAUAAUUCCGGGCAAAUAUGUCGUGAAAGCUUCCCAUCCCAAAUGGUACUUCGAGAAGAGUGAACACACGGUUGUUGUCGAAGGUGGUAACACAGUGUUGGCAGAGAACUCCUUGGUUGUUUCGGGUUUUGACGUUACCGGUCGCUUUAAUACAUUUGGGGAGCUGGGAUCUGGUGUUGGUAUAGCGCUAUUCCAAAGCAAACAGGCGAGCAUGCCCACAACUGCCACUUCUCACACUAAUUCUGAGUAUGCUGCCGCAGUUUCCUGUUACGCUCAGGUCGAUACAGCUGGCAAUUAUAUAUUUAAAGAUGUUCGCCCUGGUAAAUACCUUCUCUUGCCGGUUGUCAAUCAAAAUCUGAAGUUGAAUAUUAAACCCCAGUUUAUUGAAAUCGAAGUUAGCAAAGAUACUUUGGAGGUGAAACAGGAAUUCAAGAUCAGCGGAUUUAGUGUAACUGGCGCUGUUCUCAACUCCGUCGGCGGUUCUCCCGUAAGUGGUGCUACAAUUAAACUGAAUGACCAGAAGGUAACAACAACCAAAUCGGACGGUCAAUUUACAUUGGAAAAUGUGGCUUCUUCUGGCUUGUAUUCCAUCCAAGUAGAAGCUGAAAAACUUCAAUUUGACGAACAACGCAUACAAUUACAAUUGACAUCGGCUAUAUUACCUCCAAUUGUGCCAUCGGCAUAUGAAGUGUGCGGCAAGGUGGUUUCGAAGAAAUCCUUCCGAGUUGUCAUAACAAAUCAAGGCUCUACAACAGUCCAUACAUCAGUCGAUACUAAUGCCGAAUCUGGCGCAUGGUGUACCUUCUUGUCGAAUGGUAAAUUUACCAUUGAAGUUCAAACUUCCGAGGCAGACCGCUCGAAUGGGGUACAAUUCUUCCCGGUUCAACAAACCAUUGAAGUUAAGAGUGAACCCAUUAAGGAUAUCACAUUCUCACAACUUAGAGCCACAUUACAAGGAACACUGAAAUGCCUGUCUGAUGCUCCCGCAGAAGGUUGCCUUUCAACUGCAGUAACCCUACAUUCCCUCGAUGCCAAUGGACAAACUACCGGACAAAAACAGACAACUAAAGCUCAGGGUGGCAAAUAUUCAUUCACCAAUGUCUUGCCUGGACCAUAUGAAAUUACUGUACCCCAAUCGAACUUGUGUUUCGAUUCUACACGUGUUUUGAUUAAUGUCGCAUCUGCCCAAGAAACAGCCCCUGAAUUUGUACAACGUGGCUAUGAAGUUAAUAUUAUUUCCAGUCACCGUGCCAUUAUGAAAUACUCCCACGAAUCAUCCACAACUGCAGAUAAUCUGAAAUUACUUUCUGGCGUCAAUACAUUCUGCGUCCCUAAGUUUGGUUCAUAUUCCAUUAAAUUGGAAGGUUGCCAUUUGUAUGAUGAGGAGACACUACCUACCACGUUCAACACAGCCAACACAAAUCCCACAAUUAUCAAUGCCAUGGCUCAUAAAGUAGGUGUAAGGGUCCUAUCGCCCGAAUCCACAGCAGAUAAUUUGAAAUUGUCUGUGGAAUCGGCUACUCUAGGCAAACUGGUGGUUACGCCUGUUGCUGAGGCUCACAAAGUCGAUGGCAAAUAUGCCUUCCGUUACGAUACACAUCUCAAGCCCGAAGAAGUGUUACGUAUCACACCCCAAAGUGGCAUUUUGUUGUUUGAACCCCAGACCAAAGAAAUCGUAGGUACAAACGAUUGCGUGGAUGUUGCCUUCAACUUCAUUGCCUCCAAGGGUCUAAUACUAAACGGCAAAGUAAUUCCCGGCAUUAGAGAUGCCAAAAUAACAUUGAGUUUUCCCAACAACCCUGAAUUGGAGCCACAAACCGCUUUGACUUCCGUGAGUGGUGACUUCAAAUUCGGUCCUAUCAGUGAUAGCAUCAAAUACGAAUUGAAGGGCGAAAAGGAGUCAUAUGUAUUCUCCGACUAUAAUCCUGCUACAAGCUCUUUCAGUGUUCACAAACUGUGUGAAAUUAUUGUGAAAGUGAAGGAUGGAUCAGGUAAGGGAUUGAGCGGAGUUUUGAUUUCACUCAGUGGUUCUGAGAGUUAUCGCAAAAAUUUGAUAACCGCUGAUGAUGGCUCUAUAAACUUCCAUUCCUUGUCCCCAUCCCAAUACUUUUUGCGGCCAAUGUUAAAGGAAUUCAAAUUUGAACCAAAUUCCAAAAUGAUCGAUCUGAAGGAUGGUGAAACUGUGGAAGUGGAAAUGAUUGGUAAACGCGUGGCUUACUCCUUGUUUGGGGCUGUAACAUCUCUCAACGGCGAACCAUUUGCAGAGGUAAACAUCGAAGCCACCGCCGAUGAGACAUGUUCACAUCACCAAGAAGAAGCCACCACCGAAAAGAAUGGCAAAUAUCGCAUUCGUGGCCUCAAUCCCGGCUGUGAAUACACAAUUCGUCUGAAAGAUGCUGGUACCCCUGGUAACAAUGUGGAUCGUUCUAUUCCCCAAACUCGUACUGUGAAGAUUGGCACUGACGACGUCGAAGGUGUUAAUUUCUUGGCUAUGUCUCCGAUUACCUUCGUUGAUGUUACGGCGCGUGUAACAGCAUCGUCAAAUGAUUUCUAUAAGACACUUCGUGUUGUUAUGUAUCGCAAGGGAGCUUAUGACUCGCCUGUGUAUUCGCAACGUUUAGACACACCGUUGAAUCCAAAAUCACGUUAUAACCCCGGUAUAAUGGUAUUCUUCCCCCGCAUACCACUCGAUGGCAAAACAUACGUUGUGGAAUUACGUUCCACAUUGUCCGACAAAACCUACACCUAUUCUACGCGAAGUGAACAAUUUGUGGCCGACACCCCAUCCGUGUACAUUGAGUUGGACUUCAAACCCGAAGUGAAAUCUUUUGAAUCAGACCUGAAUCAAAAUUCCAUUUCGGCGUUAGUUCUGGUGGCCCUUGUGGCAAUUGCAUUCUUCAAACAAGACAUUGCAAUGGCCUUCUUAAACUUCGUGUGGUCCAAAAUCAAUGGCAUUGCUCAGGAUUUGGCGCAAAAGCAAAAAUCGAAUGCCAAAAACAACCAACGAAAAGUAGAGCCCAUCAACCAGAAGGAAAUCGAACAGAUGGCCGAACAAAUCAACAAUAUCAAAAAGAAAAAGACCAAGAAAAUUUAGACAACAAAUCCGAGUGUUCUCUUGAUA